CCGCCGCAGGUGCUCAAGCAGGUCUGGCAGAGCGGCGAGCGCUACACGCUCGACCAGUUCGAGGCCAAGUCCCGCGCCUUCUCCAAGGCCCACCUCGCGGGCCUCCGCGACCCGACCCCGCUCCACGUCGAGUCCCUCUUCUGGAAGGCGUCCGCCGACCGCCCCAUCUACGUCGAGUACGCCAACGACGUCCCGGGAUCCGGCUUCGCCGCCUCCUCGCAAGCGCAUCUGCAGCACAGGAACCGGAGACGGGAUCCUGGGACCACCCACCAACAAGCGGCGGAGGACAAGUCCGUAGGGUGGAGGCUGUCCAGCAGCCCCUGGAACCUCCAGGCCAUUGCGCGGGCUCCCGGCUCGCUCACCCGCUUCAUGCCCGACGACGUUCCGGGGGUCACUUCUCCCAUGGUGUACAUUGGGAUGCUCUUCAGUUGGUUCGCCUGGCAUAUCGAGGACCAUGAGCUGCACAGUCUCAACUUCCUCCACACCGGCGCGCCCAAGACGUGGUAUGCCGUUCCUGGGGAUCGGGCUGCCGAGCUCGAGGAAGUUAUCCGUGUGCAUGGAUAUGGAGGCAAUCCUGACCACCUUGCGUCGCUGGCAGUGCUCGGGGAGAAAACUACAUUGAUGUCCCCCGAGGUCAUUGUCGCCGCUGGUCUGCCCUGCUGUAGAUUGGUACAGUAUCCUGGUGAGUUUGUGGUCACAUUUCCAAGGGCCUACCAUAUUGGAUUUAGUCAUGGAUUUAAUUGCGGAGAAGCUGCCAACUUUGCAACUCCCCAGUGGUUGAAGUUUGCCAAAGAGGCUGCCGUUCGAAGAGCUGUCAUGAAUUAUCUUCCAAUGCUCUCUCAUCAACAGCUACUGUAUUUGCUAGCAGUUUCCUUUAUAUCCAGAUCCCCCAGAGAAUUAUUGUAUGGAGUUCGAACCUCUCGUUUGAGAGACCGGAGAAAAGAAGAUAGAGAACUACUGGUCAAACAGGAAUUUUUACAGGAUAUGAUUAGUGAAAAUGAACUUCUGUGUUCUUUUCUCAAAAAGAAAUUAAUUUCUAAUGCUGUUCUAUGGGAGCCGGACUUACUGCCAUCUUCUACUGCUCUACAUUCCUGCUCCUCUGGCCCAAAAGCUCCUGGGAAGGCUGGUGAUGGUCACAGUAUCGAAUCUAUCCCCAGAGAAAAAGGUUCAUCUGAUGGUAUUGUACGUAUGCCUGCGAUACAACCUAAAUGCAUGUCUAUGGAUAGCACAUCGUCUGAUGCUAUGUCUGCUUCUGAGGGGCAAAAACUUGAUACGGAGACUGAUGAGGACAGUGACCUGCCUUUUGAUUUGAGCAUUGAUUCUGGCUCAUUGACCUGUGUUGCUUGCGGAAUUCUUGGCUUUCCAUUUAUGGCAAUUUUACAACCCUCCCAAAAAGCAUUGGAAGAGAUGUCCCUUGUUGAUAGGGAAAGAUUCAAGCUGAAUUGUGAAAAAGGGAACCAUUCAAAUGUACCUCCAUGUUCUUCUGAUGACGGCAAUUCAGGAUGCCCAUUUGUUGCCAAUCGACCUUCCAGCCCUGUAGAACAGGCUAACUUCAGUCAUCAGAACGGGAAUUCACAUAAAGAUGGCGUUUACUUUACAGAUAAGGAACUUGAUGGACCCCUGCCGCCUCAUGUUAAGAGUUCACAUUCUUGCAGCAGUGAAAAUACCCUUCAUCCGUCCAUUAACACAGAGAAAGCCGAGACGAAUAUAUCGAACAAUGGUUUUGAUACAGAAUCAAGUAAACAAACUGGCAGAGAUGACAUUGAUGCGCAAGCCUUAGAAAGUUGUGCCGGCACUACCAAUUGGAAUAUAACUUCUGCAUUUGUACGACCACGAACCUUUUGCUUGCAACAUGCCCUUGAGAUCGAGGAACUGCUUGAAGGCAAAGGUGGUGCACAUUCCCUCAUCAUUUGCCAUUCAGAUUACACGAAGCUAAAAGCAUUGGCAAUAUCAAUUGCUGAGGAAAUCGAGUUUCAGUUCGACUGUAAAGAUGUUCCACUUGCAAAUGCAUCCAAAUCUGAUCUACAUCUAAUCAACAUUUCAAUUGAUGAUGAGGGGUAUAACGAAGAUGGUAGAGAUUGGACGUCACAGAUGGGUCUAAACAUGAAAUAUUUUGCCAAGCUUAGGAAAGAAACACCAGGGAGUCAAGAGCAACCCCCUUUAUCCUUUUGGAAGAGAUUGGAUACCACAGAGAAGCCCUCUUCACCUAUUUCUGUUGUUCCAAAUCUCAAAUGGCUCUGCCGGAGAACACGAACACCAUACAGGGUUGUUGGUCAUGUUUCCAGUCAUAAUGCCACAGUAACUCCUGAGAAAGUUAACCCUGCAGUUACAACGACUAAGAUGGGAGCUUGUGGAAAUGGUUACGAGAAUGGCAAAAAACAGCAAACUGCUGAGCAAGUUGCCUCCCUUCAGCCAAGUAGGUUGCAAGAAGCCGACGGUAUGGCUAAUAUGUACAUGUGCUCUGAGGACAGUGAUCAAGACAUGCACUCUCUGAGUGAUAUUCCUAUUGCUCUUGCUGAAUAUCCAAUGAUGCAUCAAGUUUGUGAAGGUCCAGUAAGUAUUGGCACCUGUGAACUUGACGGUCUCAUAAGUGCUAGUACUUCUGAUGAUUCAGUUUGUUCCGUGAAUUCUCAUGAUUCACCUGCGAUGUCAGAUGACAAACAGAAUUUUGUCUUCCAACCAGAUGAGUUGACUAGUUCGGCGACUACGGCUGUGCAGCAGUUCCAUGACAAUGAAGGUAUGACUGCUGAAGGCAGCAGCAAUCAUGAAAACAUAGGUUCUUAUAAUAUUACUGCAGAGUGCAAAGAUAAACAGCUGCAAGUUCAACAGCAGCAGGAGAACAUUAAGUUUUGUAAUAAUGCUGACAGAAACUUGGCCACUGAAGCAGCGCCCUCUGAAAAUGAGGAGAAUCUUGAGCUGACCUCUGUUGCUGAUGAUGUUGUGGUCAGUGGUGAGUUGCAGGCAAUACACAAUCUAGAAAUGCCAAUCGAUUCUUUAGAACAAGUACAAGUUGAUACCAGCCAUUUUGGUGUCAAGGCCAUGAAGCUCAAGAAUGGUAUUCCCACUGAGUUACAGCAUGGGUAUUCAAAGAGUGAUGUCAUCCUCUUGGAGGGCGUGAGAGCUGCUUCGCCGAAAGCAGUCUUUGGAGAAAAUAGAAAUUCAGUUCAUGCAGGAUCGGACUCUCUUGAUAUUUUACUUGGAGUUUUAGCGGAAGAUUCCAUGCUAGCAGAUGCUCCUGGAAAGGAUGAGGUUGACAAUGCUUCCUUGGCACUAAUGACACUGGCUAGCAAUGACCACUCUGCGGAUGAUGUUGCACAAGAUGAAGUUUUAAAGACGUCUAGCUCUUGUGUUGGCACAUCUCUUUCAUGCCAGGUGCAGACUUUGUCCAAUUUGGCAACUGAUAGAUUGCUUGGUAUUCAGAAUCCUAAUAGAGAGAAUGCUGAAGAAAUUGGUGUCUGGAACUGCCAGGGUUUGAAGAGUGGAAGAGGAAUAGCUGACAUUUCAGCAAAUUGUGUGGCCAAAACAGGUGAAAAUUCAGGUGCGCCAAAAAAGUAUCAGUAUGGUGAUCAACCAGACUUAGUGUCUAGAAGCAUUGGAAGCUCGAAAAGAACAGACAUCAUAUACUAUGUUAGACGCAAGCGGAAGCGCAAAAGAAAGAGGGAAUCUGAGUUACUAACUGAGAGUUCACAAAGUCUUGGGAGCUUUGCCCGCUCCCCAUGCGAGAGCUUGAGACCCAGGUCUAAACCUUCAGUAAUUGAAGAGACGGUGGAGCAAACUGAAACCGUAAAAGCUUCAGCUGGAACUAAGGGUAAAAGGACUAAGGUGGUGGAGUUAUUCCAGUGCGAUAUUGAAUCUUGCGACAUGACGUUUGAGAGCAGAGCCGAUCUCCGUGCUCACCAGCACAACAUCUGCACCGAGGAGUCGUGCGGCAAGCGUUUCGGCUCGCACAAAUACUUGAGGCGUCACCAGUGCGUCCACAGCGACGAGAGGCCGUUCAAGUGCCCCUGGGAUGGCUGUGGGAUGACCUUCAAGUGGCUGUGGGCACAGACUGAACACGUGAGGGUCCACACUGGAGAGCGCCCCUACAAGUGCUCCGCUCCUGACUGCGGGCAGAGUUUUAGGUAUGUCUCGGACUACAGUCGUCAUAGAAGGAAGUAUAAUCAUCAUUGAUUGUUCGCAGCUGGGGGCAAAAGCUCCAGCUGCUUUGUUGUAACUGCAUUAUUUGUUGUAGCAGGCUAGCAGGUCACAACGACUGACAGCUGGUAGGCCUAGUGUUAAUUCCUUUAUUAACAAUGUGCCUUGUUUAGUCUAGAAAGUAGAAUUAAUUUUGGGGUACAAAAGGAGGCUUACCCCUUCUGCAUCCAGAUGUAGAUUUGCAUAAGCUGAUAUCCCAACUGACACAGUGUCCCUUCAUUCUUUAUUUGGUCUGUUCAGUGCUGUAUCUAAUCCCUGGUAAAGUUUAUCAAUGUUAUGAAGCCAGUAUGUUCUCGAAA
Molecule: messenger RNA, 4493 nt
Organism: Lolium rigidum
Lineage: Eukaryota; Viridiplantae; Streptophyta; Magnoliopsida; Poales; Poaceae
Product: probable lysine-specific demethylase SE14
Exons: 7
Coding region: 370-4170 (1266 amino acids)
Biological process (GO): chromatin remodeling
Cellular component (GO): nucleus
Molecular function (GO): histone H3K4me/H3K4me2/H3K4me3 demethylase activity
Source: RefSeq, a predicted model, not a curated record